UUCAUUCACAUUUCUUCCUGCACAUUCUAUCGGCAUUCUGCCACAUUAUCCACCACAAUUCGUCAAUCAAAACCCUCGAUCGAACGCCUCUUUUAAUCAGGAAAACCCUUGAGAUCAUAACAUUUUGGUACUUCAAUCAAGCUUUCAAGAGUUGUUGUACAUACGGCCAUGGCUGAUAACUCAAAACCCGAUUUCUUACAGCUUAUUAAGCGAAUUGGGGCUUAUCUAUCCACCAAGAUCUCAAAAAUAUUCGUCACACAGGAUUUUCGAUCUGUUUGGGCUAUAGCAGGAUUUGCUGUUGCAGUCAUUUUCACAUACAGAGCGUUAAGAACACCUAAUGGAUCUCGAAGAAGACAAACCAAAAGUCAACCGCCCUCACCUAGCACUUCUGGAUUCAAUAGUCAUCCAAAUGAAAACUCGUUACCUUCUGAAGAUUUAAGAGCACAAAGUACAACCGCUGGGCCAAUCCAACCUGCAAAUCUUACUUUGGGACAAAUAGUCAGGCAGAGACUAAGUGACGGAAGAAAGGUAACUUGCCGGUUGCUUGGUGUUAUUCUGGAGGAAACCACUCCCGAGGAGCUUCAGAUUCAAGCGACGGUGAAACCCUCUGUUUUGGAAGUUCUAAUAGAGAUCACAAAAUAUUCUGACCUCUAUCUCAUGGAAAGAGUUUUGGAUGAUGAAAGUCAAGAGAAGGUUUUAAUGGCUUUGGAAAAUGCCGGGGUUUUUACAUUCGGUGGCUUGGUUAAGGACAAGGUGCUAUUUUGUAGCACAGAGAAUGGAAGAAUGUCUUUUGUUAGGCAGCUGGAGCCAGAUUGGCAUAUAGAUUCAGAUCCGGAAAUUACUUCUCAGUUGGCGAGGUUUAUCAGACACCAACUUCACAUUUCGAUGAAAACGGAACGAAUUGCUUCAAAUGUUUACAGUUCUUCAUCGUUGGAACAGUUUUUCAUGGUUUGAUUUUAAAAAAAAGUCAACACACGCACAGCUGUUUCUCGUCUCGUGUAAUGAGCUUAUAUACAUGUGCAAUGAAUCUGGUCCCAGAUUAUGUAACUUAAACUGGUUUUGUGUCUUGCCUGUAAUCUCUUAGGUAGUUUGUAUUAGACAGAGAAAGAACAUGGUACAUACCUUGAUCAAGCAACCUUAUUUUUGGAUGUU
Messenger RNA from Helianthus annuus (common sunflower), 1152 nucleotides. RefSeq names its product peroxisome biogenesis protein 22. Lineage: Eukaryota; Viridiplantae; Streptophyta; Magnoliopsida; Asterales; Asteraceae. The coding region runs from base 169 to 954 and encodes 261 amino acids. Gene Ontology annotation, biological process: peroxisome organization. The transcript is spliced from 8 exons. The record is from RefSeq and is a predicted model, not a curated record.